Molecule: messenger RNA, 249 nt
Organism: Debaryomyces hansenii CBS767
Lineage: Eukaryota; Fungi; Ascomycota; Pichiomycetes; Serinales; Debaryomycetaceae
Exons: 1
Coding region: 1-249 (82 amino acids)
Cellular component (GO): membrane
Source: RefSeq, a predicted model, not a curated record
AUGCACGCUAAAGAUUGGUUACUUGUACUCGUUGGUUUUUUCCUUCCCCCCGUUCCAGUCUUCAUCAAAAGAGGAAUUUCCUCUGCAGACUUUUGGAUUAAUAUCUUGCUCUGCUUGUUAGGAUUCUUCCCUGGCUUACUCCAUUGUUACUACAUCAUCCUGUACUAUCCAUACAGUGAAGGUUACGCCACUCUUGGAGGUGACGGACACAACCAUAGGUCUAAUGACUAUGGUGCUACAGUAGGAUAG